Messenger RNA from Chelonoidis abingdonii (Abingdon island giant tortoise), 3223 nucleotides. NCBI's taxonomy places the organism in Eukaryota, Metazoa, Chordata, Testudines, Testudinidae. The record is from RefSeq and is a predicted model, not a curated record.
AUGUGGGUAUGUAACUUGUGCCGAAAACAACAAGAAAUCCUCACAAAAUCAGGAGCCUGGUUCUACAACAGUGGAUCAAAUACACCACAGCAGCCUGAUCAAGAAUGUAUUAGAGGGUUGCGGAACGAGGAAGCACCUCAGGAGAAAAAAGCAAAGCUGCAGGAACAGUCCCAGUACCAAGGACCCUCAGGUGACAUAUCAACACCAGCUUUAGACAAAAAUAGAUCUCAAGUGCUCACAAGACAAGACUCAAUUAAAAAUGGUUCAGGAGUGAAGCACCAGGUUGCAAGUGACACAACUUCAGACAGGAAAAGAAGCCCAUCAGUAUCGAGAGAUCAGAAUAGAAGAUAUGACCAAAGGGACGAGAGAGACGAAUAUUCACAGUAUGCUACAUCAGACAGUGCAAUGCCAAGGUCACCAUCAGAUUAUAUAGAUAGGCGAUCACAGCGUGGGUCUCAGCUCUAUGAAGAACCUGAACUUGGUGACUACAGAGAUUCUAACAGAAGAAGUCACAGACGUUCCAAAGAGUAUUCUGUAGAGGAAGAUCAGGUGCAGAACAGAGAGGAAUAUGAGAGGCAGAGGCGAGAAGAGGAGUACCAGGCACGAUACAGAAGUGAUCCUAAUUUGGCUCGUUAUCCUGUCAAACCACAACCAUAUGAGGAACAAAUGCGUAUCCAUGCUGAAGUAUCCCGAGCACGCCAUGAACGAAGACACAGUGAUGUCUCGUUGGCUAACACUGAACUGGAGGAGUCCCGGAUAUCUAUGCUGAGGAUGGAACGACCGUCAAGGCAAAGAUCUAUAUCUGAGCGCAGAGCUGCCAUGGAAAACCAACGUUCAUAUUCUGUGGAAAGAACUCGAGAGGCUCAGGGACCAAGUCCCAACCGUCAGAGGACAACGAAUCAUAGCCCUCCAACAUCUAGGAGGAGUCCAAUUCCUCUCGAUAGGCCAGACAUGAGGCGCACUGAUUCAUUAAGGAAACAGCACCAUUUGGAUCCCAGUUCUGCUGUACGGAAAACAAAACGUGAAAAAAUGGAAACCAUGUUAAGGAAUGAUUCACUCAGCUCAGAUCAGUCUGAAUCAGUCAGACCUCCACCACCAAAGCCACACAAAACAAAAAAGGGAGGUAAAAUGCGUCAGGUUUCAUUGAGCAGCUCAGAAGAAGAAUUGGCUUCUACUCCAGAAUAUACGAGCUGUGAUGAUGUAGAGAUUGAAAGUGAAAGUGUUAGUGAAAAAGGAGACAUGGAUUACAACUGGGUGGACCAUACGUCUUGGCAUAGCAGUGAGGCAUCCCCAAUGUCUUUGCAUCCUGUGACCUGGCAACCUUCCAAAGAUGGAGACCGUCUAAUUGGACGGAUUUUGUUAAAUAAACGACUAAAAGAUGGAAGCGUGCCUAGAGAUUCAGGAGCAGUGCUUGGGCUGAAGGUCGUAGGAGGAAAGAUGACUGAAACUGGUCGGCUGUGUGCAUUUAUCACCAAAGUAAAAAAAGGAAGUUUAGCUGAUACAGUGGGACAUCUUAGACCAGGCGAUGAAGUGUUAGAAUGGAAUGGAAGGCUAUUGCAAGGAGCCACCUUUGAGGAGGUAUAUAACAUCAUUUUAGAAUCCAAGCCUGAGCCACAAGUGGAGCUUGUCGUUUCAAGGCCGAUUGGGGAUAUUCCCAGAAUACCUGACAGUACACAUGCACAACUGGAGUCCAGUUCUAGUUCAUUUGAAUCUCAAAAAAUGGACCGACCAUCUAUUUCAGUGACUUCUCCCAUGAGUCCUGGCAUGUUGAGGGAUGUUCCACAGUUCUUGUCUGGACAACUUUCAAGCCAAAGCCUUAGUAGAAGAACAACGCCUUAUGUUCCUAGGGUUCAGAUAAAGCUGUGGUAUGACAAGGUUGGUCAUCAGUUGAUAGUCACAAUACUGGGAGCAAAGGAUCUUCCUUCAAGGGAAGAUGGGAGGCCAAGGAAUCCUUAUGUUAAAAUUUACUUUCUUCCAGACAGAAGUGAUAAAAACAAAAGAAGAACAAAAACAGUAAAGAAAACAUUGGAACCCAAAUGGAACCAAACAUUCAUUUAUUCUCCAGUUCAUCGAAGAGAAUUUCGAGAACGAAUGUUGGAGAUUACCCUUUGGGACCAAGCACGAGUUCGUGAGGAAGAAAGUGAAUUUUUAGGAGAGAUUCUUAUUGAGCUAGAGACAGCACUAUUAGACGAUGAACCUCACUGGUACAAACUUCAGACACAUGAUGUUUCCUCAUUGCCACUUCCCCAUCCCUCACCAUAUUUGCCACGCAGACAGCUACAUGGUGAAAGCCCUACACGGAGGUUACAAAAUAAAGGCUUAUAUUCAUAUAAUUCAGGGUCCAAAAGAAUCAGUGAUAGUGAAGUCUCUGACUAUGACUGUGAUGAUGGAAUUGGUGUAGUUUCAGAUUACCGACAUAAUGGAAGAGAUCUUCAGAGUUCAACGUUAUCAGUGCCAGAACAAGUGAUGUCAUCCAAUCACUGCUCUCGGUCAGGGUCCCCUCACCGUACAGAUAGUAUUGGACGGACUAGAUCUUGGUCUCCCAGUGUCCCUCCUCCACAAAGUAGGAAUGUGGAACAGGGACCCCGAGGGACUCGAUCUACUGCUGCACAUUAUAAUACCAUGAACCGAAUGGAUAGACAUCGUGCAAUAGAUGACCACUACUCCUUAGACAGAGAGAGGAGGACUAGGCAGGAGAGAAGAGUGCCUAAUACAUAUUAUGACGACACUACCCAUACUCCUGAAAGGUGGUACAAUGGUGCAAGUUCAUGGGCAGAUCAUGUAGUCAAUGGUUCAGCUGAAAACUAUGGGAAUUGUGAAGCACCAGAUAGACAGCCAUAUCAAAGAUCCAGAUCAACAGAACAGCGUCCUGUGCUAGAGCGGACCAACUCCCGCUCCCGAUCCACAGAGCGUCCUGACUCAAACCUCAUGAGGUCGAUGCCUUCAUUAAUGACUGGAAGAUCUGCCCCUCCUUCACCUGCCUUAUCGAGGUCACAUCCUCGAACUGGGUCUGUCCAAACAAGCCCAUCAAGUACUCCAGUAGCAGGACGAAGGGGCAGGCAGCUACCGCAGCUCCCACCAAAGGGGACAUUGGAAAGAAACAAUGGAGACAAGGAGAUAGAACCUUAUGAAGAAGUUACAUGGGAGGACCAGCAGAAAAAGGUGAAUGGUACAAUAACUGAUGACAAACCAUUGCCGAAAAAGAAACACCAUUCUGAGCCAG